AACGGUUCUGCAUCGGCAAACGAGUCCAAAACGGACGAAACGGAUCUUCCCGCGUUCGCUGUUCACUUAUAAAUAUUUUUUUGAUUGUUCUUCUUUUGUUUUUGUUGUGUCAAAUGCAUCCCCUGUGGUUCAGUGCCAUAGUGGCGGCGGUGGUAGUGCUGCUUGGCCCCACGGUUGCCUCCACUGAAAGCAGCAACUCCACCCAACUGCUGCAGCCAAAGGUUGUGGGUGGAACGGCCAUUGACAUUACUGCAGCCCCGUACACAGUCUCGGUGCGUCUGACGUCCAGGGAUCGUCGCAAAUUCGGAUCGGGUCACAUGUGCGGCGGCGUGCUCAUCUCCCAGCGCCUGGUGGCCACGGCUGCCCACUGCUGCUACAACUCGGACACCAGUCAAUAUCGAGCGGCCGGCGAGUACGUUCUAGUCAUGGGCGGCACCUAUCUGGCAAGCAAAACCAAUGAGACACUGGUGUAUUAUGUGCAGCAGCUGAUCGUUCACAGCAGCUACGACCACGGCUCGCUGACCAACGACAUUGCGCUGAUGUUCAUCAAUGGCUACGUACCCUGGACGUGGCCGACAGCGAAGGCCCUGGCCCUGAACAAUCAGUCGCUGGAUGUCGCCACCGCGUGUGUGAUCACCGGCUGGGGAGUACUCAUCUCUGGCGGCUCCAGCAGCAAUACGCUGCAGACGGCCACAGUGCCGACGGUCAGUUAUCCGACCUGCUAUUUGGCCUACCCCCCGUACGUGCCCAGAUCACAGAUCUGCGCCGGCUACACGAGCGGCGGCAUCGAUGCGUGCCAGGGCGACUCCGGGGGACCGCUAAUGUGCAAUAAUCGGCUGUCCGGUCUCGUGUCCUAUGGCGAUGGCUGUGCCAAGCCCAAUGCGCCCGGCGUCUACACCAAUGUGUCCUAUUUCCAAGGCUGGAUUGUCCAGCAGAACAAUUCGCUCAACUACUCGAUUUACCGCAAUGGCGGCGUGGGCCACGGUCACAGCGCAGGUUUCGCCUUUGCGCUGCUGUCCGCCAUCUGUGUAGUGGCCGCUGGAUUAUUGCGGUAACGUGACUGGGAUAGCAGAAUUAACACGCUUAUUUAUGUAUGUAUGUAGGAAAAUAAAUGAAUUUAAUUGAAUUGGAGAGCUCA
Molecule: messenger RNA, 1138 nt
Organism: Drosophila obscura
Lineage: Eukaryota; Metazoa; Arthropoda; Insecta; Diptera; Drosophilidae
Product: trypsin eta
Exons: 4
Coding region: 114-1055 (313 amino acids)
Biological process (GO): proteolysis
Molecular function (GO): serine-type endopeptidase activity
Source: RefSeq, a predicted model, not a curated record